AUGGCCGUGCUGUACUUUCCCCUCUCCACGCUAGCAAACCCUGUGGAGGCUUCCCAAAUGCAGUACUCGGGCUCGGCUUCCGACGACGCCGUCGAAGUCAUCUCCAAGACCGCCGUCACCAUCAUCACCGUCAGCGAGAACGCUGCUGACACACAGCCUGAAGUUGCUCCCACCGAGACCGAAGACGACGACGACGACAACAACUACUGGCCGACCUCCUCCGUCAUCGGCAUGAACCUCGAGCAACUCCUCUCCUACGAGUUCGACGACCACAAUUUCGGCCUCCGGCCCUCCACCCAAGCCAGCAAACCCUCCCUCACGCACGGCCUGCCCUCCGCAACUCCCAAAUCCGACGUCAGCCACCACUACGCCGGCGGCCUCAGUCAAGAAGAAGAAGAAGCCCACGCACUAUCCAUCAUCAACGCCGUCGCCGCGCCCAUCCGCGCUGCGGCAGCCUCCAUCGGCAACGACGUCCCGGACAACAACGACCCGUCCGCAUCCCCCCUCCCCACCCCAGCCGCCUCCCUCGACCGCCGCCUCAUCUGGAUCCCGAACAUGGCGGGCUGCGACGAUAAGGACUACCCCGGCCAGCCCCAAUGGAAGCGCUCCAUAAAGCUCCUCCUGCCCCCCAACCCCCUAGCCCCACGCGCCGAGCACCACGCCUACCGCGCGCGCCUCUACGACCUGGCCAAAACCGCGGCCCCCUACAUGCCUCAAAAUCGCGCCACCAAAACCACCAGCGCCGCCAGUACUGGGUCCCGUCGCAAGAGCUCGGGCGCGCCGUACGGCGCCGUGCUCAGCCAUCCUGGAUAUGCACUCUACACGGAUAUGAGUGCGUACGAGAAGGCGCUGAGCACGUGGGCGAGCGACAACGCGUUGAAUAGUUGUUGGAGCAGCCAGCCGCAGUUUGUGGUGACAACGGUGAAGAAGCAGGUCAGCAAGGCGCCGAUUAUUGGGAGCAAGACGUACAAGGGGAAUGUUAUUCCGAAGAAGGGGCAGCCGAAGGGGGAUGGGGUUACCAUUUGA
Messenger RNA from Cyphellophora attinorum, 1026 nucleotides. RefSeq lists its product as uncharacterized. The record is from RefSeq and is a predicted model, not a curated record. The coding region runs from base 1 to 1026 and encodes 341 amino acids. NCBI's taxonomy places the organism in Eukaryota, Fungi, Ascomycota, Eurotiomycetes, Chaetothyriales, Cyphellophoraceae. The transcript has 2 exons.